Molecule: messenger RNA, 2253 nt
Organism: Penicillium canescens
Lineage: Eukaryota; Fungi; Ascomycota; Eurotiomycetes; Eurotiales; Aspergillaceae
Product: anoctamin family protein
Exons: 4
Coding region: 1-2253 (750 amino acids)
Biological process (GO): chloride transmembrane transport
Cellular component (GO): cortical endoplasmic reticulum
Molecular function (GO): chloride channel activity
Source: RefSeq, a predicted model, not a curated record
AUGUCUUGGCUCGCGGGGCAGAAGGACGAAGAAGACGAACAUGACAACCUAGGCGUGGAUUGGGUUCUGCAAUAUGAGUUUGGCGAAAUCGACCAAGCCCAAGCCAUCACCGAGUUCCGAGCCCUCAUCCACGACUUGAGCGAAGCUGGUCUUCGGGUCCAGGUACGUCACGGCCACGGCACUUCGCUAUUGGUGUGUAUUCGGGUACCGCGAGACCAUCUGGGGAAUUUAGUACACCAGUCGAGAAUUAAGGAUUGGCUGUUCGGGAUUACCCACACGUUACCGGACGGCGACGAGACGGCUAUCGCUGACGCCGAAACCCCGUCAGAGGAGAUUCGCUCGGUUUACCACGCUGUCACCUGGCAAAAGAAGAUCGGUGGUGCCGGGAUCACGCCGGGUUUUGGGAAAUGGGAGCGUGUCACUGCCUCCUUUCCAUUGCAUGAUCAGGAGGCUUGCAGGGACAUGCUGCGGAAAUGGAGUCGGAAGACUGUCUUAACGAGCCAGGAUUUGGAUGCGAUUCGAGCGCUCUUUGGCGAGAAGGUCGCUUUCUACUACGCAUUCAUUCAUUGUUAUUCGCUAUUUCUCGUCGUGCCCGCCGUACUGGGCAUCGUCGGAUGGGUAUAUUUGGGACCGUAUUCCAUUGUUUACGGAACUGUGCUAUGCGUCUGGUGCAUCGUGUUUGUCGAGUACUGGAAGGUUCGGGAGGCUGAUUUGAGUCAACGAUGGGGUGUCAAGGGUGUUGGCAGAUUGAAGGUGAAUCGGAAGCAGUACGUCUGGGAGAAGGAGGUCAAAGAUCCCAUUAGUGGACAAAUCAAGCACGUCUUCCCAGGCUGGAAGCAGUUCUCGCGACAGUUGCUCUUGGUUCCCUUUGCAUCAGUCGCGAGUGUGGCCCUUGGAGCCUUGAUUGUCGCGUCGUUUGCGUCGGAAGUGUUCAUCUCUGAGGUGUACGACGGCCCAUUCAAGAGCUACCUUGAAUUCGUACCGACCAUCCUCUUUUCGCUCUCAUUACCUGCCAUCACCUCGUUCCUCACCAACAUCGCGACUCGCCUCACUGAUUACGAGAACUACCGAACGCAGGACCAAUACGAUCUUGCCCAGACGCAGAAGACCUUUGUGAUGAACUUUAUCACAGCCUUCUUACCGACGAUACUGACUGCCUACGUCUACGUUCCCUUUGGUAGCUCGAUUGUCCCAUACCUGGACAUUCUCCGAAGGACAGGAUACAAGGCCGCCUUGCUCACUGGACAAAAGGAGUUCGAAGUAGACACGAGCCGCUUCCAGCAGGAGGUCAUUUAUCUUUCCAUGACAGCCCAAGUCUUGAGCUUUGGGGAAGAGAUCAUUCUGCCAUAUGUGAAGCACAUCUUAUGGCAGAAAUGGCGCAACUACCGCGAUCGCAAGGCAGGAUAUGGGCGCAAGCGGAGUUAUUCCAAGGCCACCGAUCUUUUGCUGAUCGACCCACCAGAGGAGGCAGCAUUUAUGACCCGGCUGCGUAGCGAGGCCGAUGCAGAAGAGUACAACGUCGAGGAAGAUAUCUUGGAAAUGUGGGUGCAAUUCGGAUAUCUGGCACUUUUUGGAGUCGCCUGGCCACUCGUUCCAUUGGGCUUUUUGCUGAACAACUGGCUCGAACUGCGCGGUGACUUUUUCAAACUCACCCUGGAAUGCCAGCGCCCGCCCCCAAUCCGGGCGGACUCAAUCGGUCCUUGUCUGCUUGGACUGGAUUUCAUGGCUUGGCUGGGUACACUCUCGACCGCAGCGAUCGUGCACGUCUAUCGGGGGCCGAUCCAUGAGGUACAUCUGUCAUCGCUGCUGUUGACCGUUUUUAUUGCGGAGCAAGCCUACCUGGGAAUGCGGUUCACAGCUUCCGUGGCCCUCGAGAAAAUCUUCUCUGACACCAUCCGACGGGAAGAGGCCCGCCGGUACGCCGUUCGCAAGAAUUAUUUUGCUGCGAGCCUGACAAGAUCUGGAUCACCUAGCUCUGGCUCCCAGGGCUCACCAAAUGGCCGACGUCGUCCGCGUGUGCGCUUCAACGAACGGGUGAAUGUGUACGGCUCCACUGAAAAGGAGCCUUCGCCCGACGGAACACCCUCUCCUACCAAAGACGUACCAGAGGAUGACGUCCUUCGCGGAUCCGAUCGGGAAGCCGAAUUCUGGAGUGGACAAUCCCAUAAUACGGCGGCAGACGCAGGCGUCAAACUGAUCCGAGCUCUCACACCCAAAGCUGCUGACGAUCUGAAACUGUCGAAAGAAGCGUAG